This is a messenger RNA of Trematosphaeria pertusa, 2566 nucleotides long. RefSeq lists its product as uncharacterized. Gene Ontology annotation, biological process: protein phosphorylation. Bases 135 to 2549 code for a protein of 804 amino acids. The record is from RefSeq and is a predicted model, not a curated record. NCBI's taxonomy places the organism in Eukaryota, Fungi, Ascomycota, Dothideomycetes, Pleosporales, Trematosphaeriaceae. Gene Ontology annotation, molecular function: protein kinase activity. The transcript is spliced from 3 exons.
CGAGGCCUACCCCACUCCACGCUCGAAUCAUUUCCGAACUAUUAGCUAUUGAGAUUCAUAGGCUAUCAUCGCUCACUCUACAGCCGUUAUUCGUAUAGUCCCUCUCACCGCGUCGUCCGUCCCCCGUCCUCGCCAUGACAGAUGCAUCGCGAUCAGCAAUCAUCGAAGCAAAGCCAAUUGCGCGUGGACUGGAUGCGUUUCGCGAGUCCGCUCAGUCGAUCCGUCAAGGACUUGUCGCUUCCACUCAAUCCACGGUGCUGGAUCGAAUAGACAAUAAAGGCUUUCGGAAUCAUGUUUUUGAUCUCAUAUUGGCACUGCAAAGUCUUCCUGCCUCUCGUUCGCUGCCGCCUACCAGUGACACACCGAACCUAGCCCUCGAUCUUGACCGACUCCACGGACCCAUCUUCGCCGAGGAUUUCGACAUCCAAUGUGUUAUACCCCUCCUCCGCGCAGUCCUCGACAAUGAAUGCGACACCGUUAUCUGGGAGAAGGUCUAUGACCUACUUACAGAAUCAAAAUUUGCGACCCAUCCCCCCCCGUCAUCGCCGCCCCCACCGUCAACGCCUCCCCCGUCCGGCUUUCCGCGUGUUGCCUCGUCUCAGCAGACACCUUGGAAGUUCACCUCGGGCAGCCUCGCGGACACAUCCGAACUCAGGAGAACUGUGGAUCCAGUGCUCAAGGUUGAAGUGGGGGAUAGCCUCAAGGUCGACCAUCCGGACGUUUUCGAUACGUUCUUUAGGCAGAUGCCGAAGCUUCAUGAGAUGACGACGGCAGUAUUGCAGAGAUGCCAAGCAAGGGAACCGCCGCUCUUUCAGGAAAAUAAGGGUUGGACGGAGUGGCCAGAAACAUGCGAGGAGGCUGCGGUACUGAACUUCCUUAACAGUCAUGUCAAUCAUUUUCUACGAUAUGCGAAUGAUCACGGUUUCCGCCCUACGGAGCAUCGUCACUGCGUCAUGGAUCCGAACAAGCCCCUUAUUGGCUCGCUCGGCAAGCGAAAGCUAGACAUCGGCCUGGUGCAAAAACCAAGCAGCGAGCUGGAGAAGAGUGACAAGCAAAAUUAUAAGUGGUCCAACAUCCUUAUCCCGGGCGAGCUGAAGAGCAAUCCGCGAGAGGAUAAACACAACAGUACCUGGCUCGAUCUCGUCAGGUACGCUCGAGAGAUAUUCAGUGCGCAAGACACGCGGCGGUUCAUUCUGGGCUUCACGCUAUGCGGUUCGAUAAUGCGGUUAUGGGUAUUCGACCGGCUUGGGGUAGUAGGUUCUACGUCAUUCGACCUCAACGAGGAUGGCAAGAUGUUUGUCUCAGUAAUCUUGGGAUACUUGUGGAUGUCGGAAGAAGAGUUGGGGUAUGAUCCUACUAUCACACGAGAAGGCAGAAGAUGUACAAGCAUUCAGCGCGAUGGUCGGAUUGAGUCUGUAUGCUUGGAAGACCUCAUCAAGCAGCAACACUCGGUCGUUGGCCGUGCGACCAGGUGCUGGCAAGGUUUUGCUGAGGAUACACCUGAGCGGCUGCUUGUGAUUAAGGAUUCGUGGGAGUAUGAGGAACGGCUCGAGGAAGGGCUUCUCCUUAAAGAGGCAACAGAAGCUGGGGUUAAGAACGUGGCACGAUACUACUACCACGAAACCGUACGCAUCGGUGGCCGGGUGGACGACGUCCUUGACAAUGUGCGCAAGGGACUAAGUGACACCGCCGGCCGGAAUCCGUUUCAACAACUAGCAAUACGUACCGAAUCCGUCACAAGCUCAACAACGUCGGGUGCAAGAAGGGGGAGGAGCAGGAACAGCAGUCGGACCACAACACGGAAGAGGUCAUCGAGCGGUACUCAGGCAUCGAUGCCGCCUCCCAAACGCCCAUGCUUGGACUCGCCAGAUGAGCAAGAUACAUACCGACGAAGAAACCGCGUUCACCGUCGACUUAUUGUGCAAGACUUUGGGAAGAGCAUAUACAACGCACGUUCUCCACGCGGCAUAUUGACGGGAUUACUUGGCGGCAUAAAAGGGCAUGAGUCGCUACUGGAUGCGAAUAUCCUCCACCGAGACAUAUCUAUCGGGAACGUCAUGCUGAACAUGGCGGAGGACGACGGGUUUUUGAUCGAUUUGGACCUCGCCAUCAAAAUCGACCGCGAAAGCGCAUCCGGAGCACCGAGCAAAACUGGCACCAAAGUAUUUAUGGCAAUUGGCGUGCUUUCCGGAGAGGACCAUAGCUUCAUGCACGACCUGGAAUCGUUCUUUUGGGUGUUGUUUUGGGCUUGCAUUCAUUGCACAGGUUGUGGGCAAAGCCGCGUGUCUAAAUUCGACGCGUGGAAUUUCCGGGCGACGGAAGAGCUCGCCAAAGUAAAGAUUGGUUCGGUUCUCUAUGCAGAUACGUUCAGCAAGGAACUAAGGGAGAAUGUAACGGCUUAUUGCGCGCCGUUGAUUCCUUGUGUGGAAGAGCUGCGGAAGGUGGUCUUCCCGGGGGGAAUGCGAUGGCUGAAGGAGGAUCGAGGGCUCUACUCUCGCAUGAAGUCCAUUCUUCAGCAGGCAAGUAUUAACACAGAUACCCUGGAGUAAUAGAACCAGGUUUGGGU